Heterocephalus glaber (naked mole-rat) is the source of this 3811-nucleotide messenger RNA. Its product is annotated as cytochrome P450 2A3. Gene Ontology annotation, molecular function: iron ion binding; oxidoreductase activity, acting on paired donors, with incorporation or reduction of molecular oxygen, reduced flavin or flavoprotein as one donor, and incorporation of one atom of oxygen; arachidonate epoxygenase activity. The record is from RefSeq and is a predicted model, not a curated record. Gene Ontology annotation, cellular component: intracellular membrane-bounded organelle; cytoplasm. Lineage: Eukaryota; Metazoa; Chordata; Mammalia; Rodentia; Bathyergidae. Gene Ontology annotation, biological process: coumarin metabolic process; epoxygenase P450 pathway; xenobiotic metabolic process.
CCAGGGAGUAUAAAGGCAAACCAUCUCAGCCAUCACCAUUUGUCUGUUACCCUCACUGUCACCAUGCUGACCUCAGGGUUGCUUGUGGUGGCUUUGCUGACCUGCCUAACUGUAAUGAUUUUGAUGUCCAUCUGGCGGCAGAGGAAGCUCUGGGGAAAGCUGCCUCCUGGACCCACCCCACUGCCCUUCAUUGGAAACUUCCUGCAGCUAAACACAGAGCAGAUGUACAACUCCCUCAUGAAGAUCAGCAAGCGCUAUGGCCCUGUGUUCACCAUCCACCUGGGGCCUCGCCGGGUUGUGGUGCUGUGUGGACAGGAUGCAGUAAAGGAGGCUCUAGUGGAUCAAGCUGAGGAAUUCAGUGGGCGAGGAGAGCAGGCCACCUUUGACUGGAUCUUCAAAGGCUACGGUGUUGCGUUCAGCAACGGAGAGCGCGCCAAGCAACUCCGGCGCUUCUCCAUCACCACGCUGCGGGACUUCGGCAUGGGCAAGCGCGGCAUCGAGGAGCGCAUCCAGGAGGAGGCGGGCUUCCUCAUCCAAGCUUUCCGGGACACGAGCGGCGCAUUCAUUGAUCCCACCUUCUACCUGAGCAGAACAGUCUCCAAUGUCAUUAGCUCCAUUGUCUUUGGGGACCGCUUUGAGUACCAGGACAAAGAGUUCCUGUCUCUGUUGCGUAUGAUGCUGGGGAGCUUCCAGUUCACAGCUACCUCCACCGGACAGCUCUAUGAGAUGUUCUCUUCAGUAAUGAAGCACCUGCCUGGACCACAGCAACAGGCCUUUAAAGAGCUUCAGGGGCUUGAAGACUUCAUAACCAAGAAGGUGAAGCAGAACCAACGCACACUGGACCCCAACUCCCCAAGGGACUUCAUCGACUCCUUUCUUAUCCGCAUGCAGGAGGAGAAUAAGAACCCUAACACAGAGUUCUACAUGAAGAACCUGGUAAUGACCACAUUGAACCUCUUCUUUGCCGGCACAGAGACAGUUAGCACAACCCUGCGCUAUGGUUUCCUGCUGCUCAUGAAGCACCCAGAUGUGGAGGCCAAGAUCCAUGAGGAAAUUGACAGAGUGAUUGGCAAGAAUCGUCAGCCCAAGUUCGAAGACCGGGCCAAGAUGCCCUACACAGAGGCAGUGAUCCAUGAGAUCCAAAGAUUCGGAGACAUGAUCCCCAUGGGCCUGGCUCGCAGGGUCACCAAGGACACCAAGUUUCGAGACUUCCUCCUCCCUAAGGGCACUGAAGUGUUCCCUAUGCUGGGCUCUGUGCUGAAAGACCCCCAGUUCUUCUCCAACCCCCAAGAUUUCCACCCUCAACACUUCCUGGACGAGAAGGGUCAGUUUAAGAAGAGUGACGCUUUUGUGCCCUUUUCCAUUGGAAAGCGGUACUGUUUUGGAGAAGGCCUGGCUAGAAUGGAGCUCUUCCUUUUCCUCACCACCAUCUUGCAGAACUUCCGCUUCAAGUCCCCACAGGCGCCCCAAGAUAUCGAUGUGUCUCCCAAACUUGUGGGCUUUGCCACCAUCCCACCAAACUACACCAUGAGCUUCCAGCUCCGCUAAAUCAGGACUGGGCCAAGGCAGAGAGAGUGGGCGGGGACGGGAAGGGAGGGCGGGGAGGGCCUAGUGGGUGUGGCUAGUGGGUAGGAUGGGACUAAGGGAAAUAAAGGGGCCUGGGGCACAGGCAAGAGCGAAGAAACAACAGAUGCCUCACCUUGCUAAAGAUAGAUCCUUCAAAGCUGAGAGGAGCAAAGGGAAGCCUUACAUUGUGCUGUAAUAAUAACAAUAAUAACAGCUAUUAUUUAUUAAGUAUUCUCUGUCAGCUCUGCUGAAAGCAGAACACGAUCUCAGUGCUCACAAACUCAUGCAAAGGGGAAGUGUUCAUGCCUGUUUUACAGGUGACGGAGCUGAGUUUUAGACAGUUUAAGUGGCCAUUGUCUUGCAGAACAUAAGUGCCCAGUAAAUACUUGAACACAGGUCUGUGCCCAUUGUACUUGGGGCAGAUUUUUAUAAGUCAACCUUUAACCUAGUGUGGUGAUGCACAUCUGUAAUCCCAGAAAUCUGGAAGGCUGAGGCAGGAGCAAGUUUGAACCCAACCUGGGCAACUUAGUCACUAGCAAGAUCUAUUAUUUUUAGAAGGGGAGAGGGGCUGAGGAUGUAGCUUGGUGGAAAGGUCUUGGGUUCAAGCUGCAGUACUGCAAGAAAAAAAAAUCUCCCCUUCAACAAAAAAAUAAGAGCUAAGUGUAUGAUCACACAACCUGAAGAGCCUGGUCCAGGGUUUGUUUGGGUUCUUUCUUCCUUUCUUUCUAGAGCCCUGGCAGCCAGAUGACUUGGCUUCACCACACACUUACCCCCACUCUCACCCACUUGUGGACACCUAGAGUCAGUCUGGGGAGCUGGAAUCGGGCCUCUCAAUUAUGUGUCUGAGGGAGAAAAACAGUUCCAGAGAAGGCCAGGAAAACAUUGGGUCAGACAUUGCAUAGCCAUGAAUGUAUUCAUGGACAUAAUUGGACACAAGUGUAUGACUGCAUGUUCUUUUCAGGAUAUGCAUGAACACAGAUCAUGUCAUGGUGUCCUAAGGGUUGGGAUCUCCGAUGGAUCUAGGACCAGCUGUAAAACCCAGACGACAGUCUGAAAAUCUCUUGCCUGGUCUCUAAUGAGUUACUAUAAAUCCCUUAUGGUGUGAUGUGCUUCGGUAGUGCAUAGUCUGAACAGCUGUAUCCAUCAGCCUUGGAUCUCUGUCUUUCUACAAUUCUGUGUGCACACGCGAGCUUACCCAUCCAAACACACAUAGGGAACUCACCCCAUUAUAAGGAAUGUGAUAUAGAUAAAAGAAAGGGAAGGUGUCUCCUGCUCUCAGAAUCCUACAGGAUUCAUAAUAAGCUAUGAUUGUUAUAUUUCUGAAUUUAUUUUAUCUAUGUCUUACAACAUAAGCUCUAUGAAGGGGCUUCCUCUUGCUCACUAAAAUGAAGAUAAGGAUGAACCCAUUGACACACAUUAUUACCAUGUGGGUUAACAACCCAGCAUCGCAGUCAAACUACAUUCAUCCAUGUGCACAUCUCCUUAAGGGGCUUCAUCAACCUCUACUCAAGAAAUCUAAGAGUUGUGGAGUAACAAAAUUAUCAGAUCCUACGACUACUGAGUCUAAAAUUCAAAAUCUUGGAAUCUCAGAUUCCUAAACCUUGGACUCAAAAUCUUUGGAUCACUGAUACUUGGAAUUCGUGGUGCUUAGAAUUUUUAUCAGAGGUCUCCCUGCAUACACCUUUGGGAAUUGCAUUCCAAGCCUCUUUGUGGUGGGAAACUUCAGUUCUUCAAGCUCAAUAUUCCUUCUCAGAAAGAGUCAAGAGUAGAAGGAGGGACUGGAGCUAGAGGGUUUUACCAAUGAGAUAUGCCUCUUGCGUGAGGUACAGUAGCUAGUAGGCCUUUGCCCUACUGUAAGGAGGGAGAAGAGGAGAACAAGUAUCAAUUCACAUAAUUCUCAAACUUAAUGUGGAAAAUAAAGGCAGUAUAUCAUUAAGGCUUUCCAGGGGUGCUGAGAGAAACCACAAUUUAGUCACCAACACCCUUGUCUAGACACUCUGGGCUCUAAAAGUCUUUAAGGGCCAAAUCUCUAGCUAUGCUGGGAAUGAGAUGAAAAGAUGAGCCCUAUUAUUAUUCUUUUUACCUCAUGUUUAUGACAUGUAAUGUUUCCAUUCAUUGUGGUUAUUUGGUUCAUAUACAUGGCAUAUCUUAAUAUUUCUUACCUCCCCUGCCCCUCCUCUUUUCCCCUUGCCCUCAGUCUCCUGAAUCCCUUCCCAUUUGCAGGAGAUCUUUCUGCUUGUUUCCU